Messenger RNA from Miscanthus lutarioriparius, 1038 nucleotides. The record is from the annotation of a GenBank genome assembly. Lineage: Eukaryota; Viridiplantae; Streptophyta; Magnoliopsida; Poales; Poaceae.
AUGGUGUCGCUGCGAUGCGCCACCGCGCACCAGUCCCUCCUCGGCCCGCCGACCUGCCUCGCGCGCCCGCAGCGGCCGGCGUGCCCCAUCGCCGUGGAGGCCGUCGCGCAGUCCAAGGACAGUGAUCUUGCUCUUGCACAAGCCCGUGAAACUCGAGAUAAACUGAAAGCUGCACACUCCGAGUUAGCUGAGGAGGGGGCUGUUAAGAUCGUCAUUAUAAAGACCACAGGAGACAUGGUCUUGGACAAACCCCUUGCAGAUAUUGGAGGCAAGGGUUUAUUCACCAAGGAGAUAGACGAUGCGCUGUUGCAGGGAAGGAUUGAUAUUGCUGUUCACUCUAUGAAAGAUGUCCCAACAUAUCUACCUGAAGGAACAAUACUGCCAUGCAACCUCCGGCGAGAAGAUGCUAGAGAUGCAUUUAUAUGUCUGACUGCAAAUUCACUUGCGGAGCUUCCUUCUGGUUGUGUCGUCGGAAGUGCUUCCCUGAGGAGACAAUCUCAGAUUCUCUGCAGAUAUCCGUCACUUAAGGUUGUUAACUUAAGAGGAAAUGUUCAGACACGGUUAACGAAACUCAAGAACGGAGAUGUCCAUGCUACGCUGUUGGCACUGGCUGGACUAAAGCGGCUAAAUAUGGCAGAAAAUGUAACAUCUAUAUUAUCCAUGGAAGAAAUGCUUCCAGCAGUUGCCCAAGGUGCCAUUGGAAUAGCUUGCCGAAGCAAUGACGACAAAAUGAUGGAGUACCUGUCCUCGUUGAACCAUGAAGAUACCAGAUCAGCUGUUGCAUGCGAAAGAGAAUUCUUGACAGUUCUUGAUGGUAACUGCCGAACUCCAAUUGCAGCCUAUGCUCAUCGUGAUAAGGAUGGGAGUUGUUCAUUCCGAGGUCUAUUGGCUUCACCAGAUGGAUCUAAAGUAUAUGAGACAACAAAAACUGGACCGUACUCUUUCGACGAUAUGGUUGAGAUGGGCAAAGAUGCUGGUCAUGAGCUGAAGGCAAAGGCUAGGCCUGGGUUCUAUGGUUGCUUGCAAUGGAAAGAAUGA